UGAACUUGGCGGGCGUGAUGUGGGCGGCGGGGCAGCUGGGGGCUGCUUUGCCCCCUCGCGACACCAGGUUCCCGACCUACUGCAGGUCCAGGUCUCGGCCCUCCUCGGGGCCCUCCGUCCUUAUGGCGGGGGCCCGGGAGCAGGGGCUGGGGGCUGGGACAGUGUGCUCGCUGUCGCCGCCGCUGAGCUGCAGUAGUAAUUCCACCAUGUCGCUGUUGUCUCCCCUCGGCCACCAGAGCUUCCCGUUCGACGACAACGAUGGUGACGGGGAGGAGGAGGAAGACGAGGACGAAGAUGCCCAUGGCUCAGAGAGCAAGGUGGAGAGCUUGAAAGGAGUGGAGUUACAGGGGUGUGCCAGUGAAUUUUACUCAGAAGAUAACCAAGAAAAGAAACAGGUGCCCUUAUCAAAAAGCAGCCUGACACCAUGGGAAAUGUGGUUUGUGGGCAAAGAAAAAGAAGAACGUGAUCGUCAGCAGCAGAAAGCUUUAGAGGAAUUAAAUCAAGAACUAGAAAAAAGAAAAGAAAUGGAAAUACGUGAAAAAAGAAAGAUAAUUGCUGAAGAAAAGCACAAGGAAUGGGUUCAGAAAAAGAAUGAACAGCAAAGAAAAGAAAGGGAACAGAAAAUUAAUAAAGAGAUGGAAGAAAAAGCUGCAAAAGAACUGAAGAAAGAACAUUUGCAAGAAAAAGCAAAAGAAAAAUAUCAGGAAUGGCUAAAGAAAAAAAAUGCUGAAGAAUGUGAGAAGAAGAAGAAAGAAAAGGAAAAAGAAAAACAACGGCAAACUGAAUUACAAGAAAAAAAGGAGAUAGCAGAAAGAAAGUUUAAAGAAUGGUUGGAAAAUGCAAAAAAUAAGCCUCGCCCAGCUGCAAAGAGCUAUGGUUAUGCCAAUGGAAAGCUUACAGGUUUUUACAGUGGAAAUUCUUAUCCAGAACCAACCUUUUAUAAUCCAAUUCCAUGGAAACCAAUCCAUAUGCCUCCACCCAAAGAAGCUAAGGAUCAAUCAGGAAAGAAGAUCAGAAAGCCCGUUAUAAGUCAGCCACACAAACCACCAUCUCUGGUAGUUCAUAAAGCCAGCAGUAGUCUUUGCCUUGGAACUCUUGGCAAACUGCAGAGAUAGUAAAUGUGGGAAAUUGCAUUCUGGUAUUUGGUGCUAUUUAAUUUUUUAAGUUAGAGAUUGAUUUUUUUACUCCUUACUAUUUCAACAUUGAUGUAAUUAUUGACAAACACAAAUUUUGCAUGUGUAUACGGAGUCCUUAGAGUUUAUUGGAGACAAUUUUUAUAGAUAUUUUCAUUCUUACAAUUAUUUCAAGGUUGAUCCCACAUAUUGUUUCACAGGAUCAGUGACUAAAUAUCUAACAAGUGGUUUUGCAUUUGGCUUCUGUUAAAAUCCACUGUGCUACCAAUAAAACCAGCAUUUUUUCUUGUGCUCUUUUAUACUCCAUGUUGUUUGUUUGUGUUUAUAUUUAUGAAUAUUAGAUUAAGUCAUUCAAGCCACUAUA
Molecule: messenger RNA, 1497 nt
Organism: Condylura cristata (star-nosed mole)
Lineage: Eukaryota; Metazoa; Chordata; Mammalia; Eulipotyphla; Talpidae
Gene: CCDC34
Product: coiled-coil domain containing 34
Exons: 6
Coding region: 18-1115 (365 amino acids)
Source: RefSeq, a predicted model, not a curated record